Coniophora puteana RWD-64-598 SS2 is the source of this 4412-nucleotide messenger RNA. RefSeq lists its product as uncharacterized. NCBI's taxonomy places the organism in Eukaryota, Fungi, Basidiomycota, Agaricomycetes, Boletales, Coniophoraceae. Bases 151 to 3984 code for a protein of 1277 amino acids. Gene Ontology annotation, molecular function: RNA binding. The transcript has 8 exons. The record is from RefSeq and is a predicted model, not a curated record.
GACCUUUUGCAUCUCAUCACGACACCCAAAAAACUGGUCGCAGCAAGGCUCAGUCCUAUUCCCAGUCCCCAGCAUCGUCAUAACGGAUAGGCCACCCGUUAAUCAUCAUUUUCGAUAAUUCAUAAUUUGUCAAACGAAAGAAACACUAUAAUGUCUCUAUCCGCUUCCGAUAACAAUGGCUCCUAUUCCAGAGGUCCUUCCGGCAAGACGCCCCCGCCUGCUCCUUCUGCCGCCUACGCUAAGAGGGCAAGAGAGAUGCAAGUGGAAGGGUUAGGAGGAGCCAGGUACAGGCCUCCUGCGCUGCGCGCACCCAACGAGACCCAACCCAAUGACCUUCCCACCUCUGCUGGAGAUAGUGCAGGCGUUUCUCCUUUGUCCAGCUAUCCUCCAGGCUUUAGGAGAGCAAGAGCCGGCACGCUUCCUUCCAACGUGCAGCUCGCUGCUCAACGUUAUGCUGCCGCUUCGGACACGCUCGGCAGCACUCCUGGGUCAACGGAAUCGUUUGCUGAACAGUUGCAGCAGCGCCAGAGCGCUAAUAAUACACCAAGCAUGGUGGCACCCCCCCGCCCCAACCUUCGCCACUCAGCUACCACUGCCACUGCAACGUCUAUUGGUUCAGAGCGCCAUAGUCGUCUUAGAUCUGGUUCCCUCACGUUACCCGCGUCUGGUUUGAACAACAACCCAUUUGGCAAUUCAUUCUUUUCUUCCUCCUGGCUAUCAUCCAACGGGACUGGUUCUCAUUAUCCUGUGUUGGAUGAGCUUCGUUCGGUGACUUCAGCUGACUCCACCGAUGAUGUGCGCACUAUCGAUUACCUGGGACUAGAUGAUAGUCAUCGCGCUCCUCCGGCGGCGACCAUCUCUGAGUUGCGCUCUCAGGCUCAAGCUGCCAUAGCCGGCAAUCUCGCGAACCCUCCGCGUAUGCGUGCAACAACAGUCUCAAACCCAUAUCCCACGCGAAAUGCUCCGGGAUCGCUUCUCCCAACGCCCAGUGUCGAAGAUGACGACUCAAUGUACAACACUUACGACUCUCCUCAGGAUCUUUAUGAGAGACAACGCAUGAGCGGAUACGAUGGAUCAAUGAAUGAUGCAAACCUCCUUCGUACAUCUUAUGUUGCAAAGGGGUUUAAACAGUCCGAUCUCCUCAACCCUACCAGCGGUCUUGGAUCUCGUCCUCGGGCUAUCUCAGUUGGGACCCUUGAUGACCCUACCCGAUCACUUCAAUAUAGGAACCCCGACAUGACCACGCCGUACCUCCCUGACCUUGGACCGAGUACAGGUAAUCUGACGGGCAUGGGAAAUCUUGGUGGAAUUCCUAAGCCGGAGUCUAUUAGUCGGGCGUCAUCGUAUCUUGUAGCACCAAACCCGCAAGGCAGAGCGAUAUCACCUAAGACCGAGGGAAACAAUAACAACAACAAUUCUCAGCUUCAGACACCCACGCGUUCUUUGUGGAUCGGCAAUCUUGAUAGUGCUGUGACCAGUGAACAGCUCAUUCACGUGUUUGCCCCUUACGGUGCCAUUGAAAGUUUGAGGUUGCUUCCUGAGAAGGAGUGCGGUUUCGUCAACUUCGUCGAUCAGGCUGAUGCUAUCCGUGCCAAAGACGAUGUUUUGAACCGUCUAGGUGGUAAUAUUGGCAUGCCCAAUGGUCAGACUGUGCGCAUCGGGUUUGGCAAGGCAGACAGUGCUCCUGUUGCGCCUGCUAAAGGCUCGACGGUCAAUGCAUCCGGUGCUACGUCUCCUAGUGGUGCUACCACGAAAGCUUCUAGCCCUGGUAUCGCGGCCGGCAUGGAUGCCCAGCUUCAGUCAUCGCCCACACGUGCUCUCUGGAUUGGUUCUAUCCCGAGCACAACCACACCCGCCACCAUCCUUAGCGUCUUCAGUCCCUACGGCCCGAUCGAAUCUGCGAGGGUGCUCACUCACAAAAACUGUGGUUUUAUUAACUUUGAGCGUCUUGACGAUGCCGUUAGAGCCCGAAAAGCAUUGAAUGGUCGUGACGUGCUCGGGAGUGAUGUGGGAGCUAUUCGCAUUGGCUUUGCUAAAGUCCCUGUCAAGAACGGACAAGACAGUGCAUCGGGACAGGACGAAAGCCCUAGCGUUGCUGUUCAAGGCAUCGGCGAUCUUAGCGUUGGUGCUACGAUUCAUGCUCUUCGCAGUGUGAAAGGAGCUUCUACAAUCCCCGCUGAUCAGCAAGUCCUUGGAGGUGCAGUCGAGAACUACCGUUCCAACCUCCUCCUUAGCAUGAUUGGGUCUGGAAUGCACACCCUUGCGUAUGUCUCCGACGGCUUGUCUAAGCCCGCAGGAUGGACGCCUUCCGUGACGGAGCAGCAGAUGAUCAUGAAGGAGCUCACAAAGGGCAGCACCGACGCCGAUGCAGAUAUCCAGGCCCUCUCCGAAUUCCGUCCACCCACUAUGUACUAUACUACGAUCCCUCUCGUAUCUGAGCGACCGAACAACAGGCGCUGGGAUGCCUCCAAAUUGCGAGAACUGCGCAAGAGGCUUGACUCUGGUACCAUGACAACGGAGGAGACGGAUCAAGUUGCUGAAGACUUCCUGGACGGCGAGAUAGUUGACCUGGCGUCGGACUGGCUCGGCAACACGGUUGUGCAAAAACUCUUCGAGAAAUGCUCUUCUCAACCCAGGUUCAUGAUGCUAGAAAGGAUCGCUCCUCACUUGGCUAUGAUUGGUAUCCACAAGAAUGGUACAUGGGCGGCACAGAAGAUCAUUGAAUGCGUGCAGAGUGGCGAAGAGACUGGCCUUAUCGUGCAAAACCUGCGGGCAUAUGCCCCUCCCCUUUUGCUGGACCAGUUCGGCAACUAUGUCGUACAGUGCUGCCUGCGGUUUGGUCCUCCCCACAAUGAUUUUAUCUUCGACGCCAUGGUCGAUCGUAUGUGGGAGAUUGCCCAAGGAAGGUUUGGCGCCAGGAGUAUGAGGGCCUGUCUUGAGAGCCCUCAUAUCAGCCUGAGCCAGCAACGGCGCAUCGCCACGGCUGUCAUCCUCAAUUCCAUCCCACUCGCUACCAACCCCAACGGUGCGCUGUUGCUGACCUGGCUCCUUGACACUUCCAACUUCCCUUCGCGGUACAACCUCCUUGCCCCACGGUUCACUCCUCACCUGUCACACUUGUGCACACACAAGCUGGCGUCGCUCACCGUGCUGCGGAUCGUUAACCAGAAGGUUGAGCCUGAUGCCUCUCGCCAGAUCGUUCAGGCGCUGUUCUCCUCUCCUGGCGAUCACGUCCUAACCGAUGUCCUUGGUGACCAAGUCAACGGUGUCGCUGUUGUUCACAAGAUUCUCACGAGCCCCUUCCUCGAUGUUACGGAGAAGCCGAUAUACAUUGAUGCCACAAAACGUGUGCUCAUUGAACUCAAGGUCAUUGCUACACAGGCAUAUCGUCGUCUUAUUGAGGAAGUUGGUUUGCCGAUUCCGAACUACCAGCCAACGUACACCAACACGGGUCCGCCUAGUGGCAAGAAGAUUACGACGAGUAGUAACUCUGGCAUGCCCGGUCUCCCUUCGGGCUACCCGUCCAACGACCAAGGAUUGGCGUCUAUGAUGGCUGCGCUGCAGAUGGGCGGCCAGAACCCUCAGUCCGGUCCCCCCCAGUUGCAUAUUGACCCUGCCUAUAGCCAAAACCCACCCCGUCCAGGGCGCAUCUCCGGUCCCAGCUCUGCCUUCUCGCCUUCUUCUGACCCUUUCAACCCGUUCGCGCUUCGUUCACCGGAUAUUAGUAGUCCCCGCAUUACGACUGGCCGGAAUGGAGGUGGUCAUGCCUCAGCUGGACCUAUUCCUGGCCCGAUCGCUCACACUCCUGUCUCUGCCAUUCCUUACGGAGCGCAGUCUCCCAAUCUCGGCCCUCCCGCCAAUAUUAUGGGCAUGGGCCAACAUCAAUACAACCAUCAACCGGUUCAGCCGCAACUCUAUCAGCCAUAUAUGUAUCAUCAUCAAGUAUACCAACAGAACCCGCCGAAUAUGGGUCCCUACAGUUAAGCAACGUAACGAACCUGCCAUGCACAUGAACAUAUGAAACGCUGUUACGAAACGAGACAAUCUCAUUUUCUUCAUUUUCAUUUCUUCCCUCUUUACAGUUUCUCCGCUUGUUCAGCUGUUUAGGCUAUCAACACCGACAUAACGUCGCUCAAAAUCUGAUUUCCUGCUCCGGCCCCAUCAUCACUCAUUUUUGAUACCCAAAUCAAUGGUAGACUUAUCUGUUGCACGCAUUGGACCCACGACCUUCCGCCACCGAAAGGCGAGUGCAGGUAGCGCCGAUGUGGAGUGCCACUGUACAAUCCCCAUUUUACUUGCGUAUUGCUUGUUAUCUGAACGAGAAUCCUAUGUUGGUGUAUAGUACUUGCGUACGGAUGGCUGUACAAUAUGCUGGUCGCCUAUAGACAUUUCUUUCCAAUAUAUAUCAUUGC